Messenger RNA from Eremothecium gossypii ATCC 10895, 1809 nucleotides. It is a transcript of the gene YKU80, whose product is annotated as ATP-dependent DNA helicase YKU80. The coding region runs from base 1 to 1809 and encodes 602 amino acids. Gene Ontology annotation, biological process: cellular response to gamma radiation; telomere maintenance; DNA recombination. Gene Ontology annotation, cellular component: nucleus; Ku70:Ku80 complex. Lineage: Eukaryota; Fungi; Ascomycota; Saccharomycetes; Saccharomycetales; Saccharomycetaceae. The record is from RefSeq and is marked provisional. Gene Ontology annotation, molecular function: telomeric repeat DNA binding; damaged DNA binding; double-stranded DNA binding. The transcript has a single exon.
AUGUCUCAGGAAUGUACGACGUUUCUCAUCGAUUAUUCUGCAUCAAUGCUGGAAUCUACGGCAAAGUUUGAAGCAUACCUGGAGUAUGCUCUCUUUGACAAGGCACAGCGUAGCCGGAAGACUGACUACACGCAUGUGGUACUGGCAAACUGCGCCAUGGAGAAAAAUCCCAACAAUGUCAAGAAUAUGUUUGAGGUAUUUGCCCCUAGUGCUCCCAUCACAUUGAGUUCGGUUGUCAAAAUAUGUGAGCGACUAAAAGCCAUGCGAGAGUUAGACCCACUGGACACCAAGCAGAGUAAUGUAUUCGAGGCUCUGCUAGCAAUAGGUAUGCAGGUCAACGAUAAAUUCAACAAGCGUAAAAUGCUGAAGCAGGUGAUGGUUGUGACCGAUGAUCUGGAUGGCCUGAAUGUUGACUCCGAGGACCUGGAAGUGGUUCAAGCCAACCUAGACUUAAGGCUCAUACUGGUAUACUGUGCAGAGCAAUUCCCAGAUAAUUUCAGCAAAACCAAGUGGGGCCAGCUUUUGGCGCUGAAGGACGGUUCGCGGAUGUUUACUUUGUAUGAAGUUCUUGGCACAAUCGAGCGAAUCACGCACCAACCUGUGAAGCCGGUUCGUGUUUUCCACGGUCAGCUCCGACUUGGGGCGGACAUGCGCAAUUUAGCAGGCUGCCAGCAGGACCCGCAUUGCCUUUGUAUUAAUGUUGAAGGAUAUCCCGCUACAAAAGCUGUGGUCUCGAUGAGCCGCAAGCAGGUUCAGAAAACCGAGGAUGGGAAGUACCUACCGCUCCAAUCCGUUAUCGAGUAUGAGAUACAUGAGCCCACAGAAGAAGAUAAUGAGGAGUACCAUGUGGUUCCAGUUCCGAAGGAACAUGUCACAAAAGCAUAUCGGUACGGCGCCGACUACGUUGUCCUCCCGGAGCUGCUCGAGCACGAACGCCUUUACACGACGACACCAGGUCUUGAUAUCCGAGGUUUCAUCGACACCGGCAAAGUACUGCGUCAUCACUUAUGCAGCGAGUCUGUGUACAUUAUGGCUGACAGUCGUGAGGGUACCGCUGCGGACUACGUUACGUUUGCGGCGUUGGUCGACGCUAUGAUAGCCGCCGAGAAGUUCGCUAUCGCCCGCUACGUGCAGAAAAAGGACAGCGAAGUCCAGAUGUGUCUCCUCUGUCCUCUGCUAGUCGAGCCGUCUACCAAGAAACGACCGGCCGAUGAUGAUGCCGCAGAGGCCAAGCGGGCGCUUGUUCUGUGUCGCCUGCCAUUCGCAGAGGACGAGCGGUCGAGCGACUUUCCCCCGCUGGUCAAACAGGAGCCUGCCGACGUCAUGUUAGACACCACUAUGGCUGCAUUCAUCGACUCCAUGGACAUGGACGCCGCGGCGCCCCCAGCGUCGUGGUGCUCCUCCUCAAAUGUACGUUCUUUUGACAGUUUCAUGAAGGACUCUACCCUCCCGCUCCCAGAUGAUCCCUCGCUCGCUGAAACCAUUUCCGACCCCGCCUGUAUCCCUGCCAUCGCACUUCACCACCAGAAACAUGUGCUGCUGGAGUACUUCCACCAACGUUUCAUCCUGCGCCUGAACAACGGUUUUUCUGUCGCGGAUCUCCGCGAUUCGCUCCGCAGUAAAGUUUCUCCAUGGGCAACCGCAGAAACCUCCGAGCUUGCUGCCCGCAUCAAGGAUACCUGUGCAGUAAAGCUGGUCGAGAGACCGCCAGAAGCCACUGCAGGAGCCUAUGUGGAUGAGGAGCAGGACGAGGCUUCCGAGGUCCCCCCACUCGAAGCAUUGCUUGCACUCGGAAAGCGGAACCCCUGA